CGGAGCAGCUGGGCAGGGCGGGGUCAAGGCUAGAGGAGGUUGCGGUUCAAGUUGCGUGCUGCUUUGCGUCCUCUGGCGUAUCCCGGAUGUGAAAAGGUUCGGAGCAGCGGGGUCAUUUCCUUGUUGUGGCUUCCAAAAACGGAUUUCUUUGAAUCAAGACAAAAUGAAUGGAUCAUCACUGCUGCUGCGAUUUCCACUCUGUUUUCUUCAGAGAAGGUUUCCUAAUAAUCUUGACGGUUUCUGCUGGAGGUCCAGCUCUGGAUCUGCUUUUUCAUGUGGCCAACAGCUGAAUUCAUUACAACAGUGUUGUUCAAGGAGGAUGAUAUCUUCAAAGGGCUUGAACACUGGCCUCUGUUAUCCAGCAGUGUUGGAACAUCAGACACGAGAGCUCUCUGACCAGGAACAGAGACUUCUAGACAAAUUGUACAAUGGAUUAAUUCAAGGACACAGGGCCUGCCUGGCAGAAGCCAUUACUCUCGUAGAAUCCACACACAGCAGGAAGAAGGAGAUUGCACAGGUGCUCCUUCAGAAGGUACUAUCCUACCACAGAGAACAAGAGCAGUUAAAUAAAGGAAAGCCACUAGCCUUUAGAGUGGGAUUGUCUGGACCUCCUGGUGCUGGGAAAUCAACGUUUAUUGAAUGCUUUGGGAAAAUGCUCACUGAAAGAGGACACAAAGUGUCUGUCUUGGCAGUGGACCCAUCCUCUAGCACUAGUGGUGGCUCACUCUUGGGUGAUAAGACACGAAUGACCGAGUUGUCGAGAGAUAUGAAUGCUUACAUCAGGCCCUCUCCAACCAGAGGAACGCUAGGAGGUGUAACGCGGACCACAAAUGAAGCCAUUCUGCUGUGUGAAGGAGGAGGCUAUGACAUUGUUCUUGUAGAAACAGUAGGUGUGGGUCAGUCAGAGUUUGCUGUUGCUGAUAUGGUUGAUAUGUUUGUAUUGCUACUGCCACCAGCAGGAGGUGACGAGCUGCAGGGUAUCAAGCGAGGUAUAAUUGAGAUGGCCGAUCUUGUUGCUGUAACCAAAGCUGACGGAGAUCUAGUUGUACCGGCACGGAGAAUUCAAGCAGAAUACGUCAGUGCUCUGAAAUUACUCCGCAAGCGCUCAAAGGUUUGGAGGCCAAAGGUAAUACGAAUCUCUGCCAAAACUGGAGAAGGCAUCUCUGACAUAUGGGAUAAGAUGACAGAAUUCCGAGACCUCAUGCUUACAAGCAGCGAGUUGAUGGCCAAACGAAGGAGACAGCAAAAAGUGUGGAUGUGGAAUGUAAUCCAAGAAAGCAUGCUGGAUCAUUUCCGGAGUCACUUGGCAGUGAGAGAUCAGAUUCCACUUCUGGAAGAAAAGGUUGUCAGUGGAAUUCUCUCUCCAGGGCUGGCUGCAGACCUAUUGCUCAAAGCUUUUAAAGAAAGAUCUUAACAUUCAUCUUUGUCCAUCACCUGAUUUCCCCCAAUUACCUGUACAUUACAGUUUCCUAAGGCAUAAAUUGUUCUACUUCAGUGAAUCUGCACACUUUACCUGGUAACAAAAAUGUUCUGUAAAUGGAAGUCGAUCCUUUUUAUUUACAGCAUGUUUAAAGGUAUGCAGUUGUAAUGAUACACAAGUGCUUUACUGUCAGUUCAAAUUUCUUUCUAAUCUGCAGGGGAUGCUAGAGAGGAUAUCAGCAGUGAGCACAGUCAUGUCUUAAUAUUUGCCUCAGUUAUCAGCACUUGCCCAAUCAUCUUCAUUGGUGGAAACUUCCAACUGUUUGAACUUUAUUGAUUACAAUGUACCAUUAAAAGGGUAAGAGUGAAUUAGACAUUG
Molecule: messenger RNA, 1798 nt
Organism: Lacerta agilis (Sand lizard)
Lineage: Eukaryota; Metazoa; Chordata; Lepidosauria; Squamata; Lacertidae
Gene: MMAA
Product: metabolism of cobalamin associated A
Exons: 7
Coding region: 164-1414 (416 amino acids)
Cellular component (GO): cytoplasm
Molecular function (GO): GTP binding; GTPase activity
Source: RefSeq, a predicted model, not a curated record